AUGGAUUACUCGCAGGCAGCCUACUUUGCGGGGGCCCAGGCGCCCUAUCACCAGUUCCCCAUCAACAUCCCCCCUCUGACGCCCUCACAUUCCAACUCGGCUGGCUCUGAGGACUUCAACACCACGUCGCCACCAGAUGCCUUCGACCACUACCCCGGCGAACAGUUCCAGAAUUUCGAUCAAUACGCAGCCCAGUUCAACCCACCGACUGCGUUCCCCGGGCCUCCUACGCCGCCGAAUCAACAUCCUGUCGCCCAUAAUGGCCAGUCUCAGACCAACCGCGGCGUAAAUGGCGGCGGCGGCGCCGUGGUCAAACCAUCACAGCCCGAUGGGUUGUCCCUGAGCACCAAGCCGGAGCCAGUUGUGGAUCUGGAUUCUGGCCGCCAGGGGUCGAACUCGGCGGAGGAAGAUGACCUCACACCUGCCCAGUCAAGGCGCAAGGCUCAGAAUCGCGCUGCUCAGCGAGCCUUUAGGGAGCGGAAAGAGCGGCAUGUCAAGGACCUCGAAGCGAAGCUCGCCUCCCUGGAAGCCGCACAGCACGAGACCGCGUCUGAGAAUGAGAAGCUGAAGCGCGACCUCCAGAAGAUGAGCACGGAAAAUGAGAUCCUGAAGGCCACCUCCUCGAUCAACGGCGGCCACUCGCCCGGCCACGGCGGCGCGCCGGUAACGACCGGGCCCCUGCAGUACAACCCAACCGACUUCUACACAAACGUCCUGUCCCAACACCCGAACAAAACGCCGAGCCACCGCAUCGUCACCAGCGACAGCGGCGAGCGGCUCUACGCGGCCGGCGCGACAUGGGACUACAUUAUUAGCCACGACUUGUACAAGAGAGGCCUGGUGGACAUUGCGGACAUCAGCAACCGGCUGAAGCACCUAGCCAAAUGUGACGGGCAAGGGCCGGUCUUCGAGGAGAAAGCUAUCCUCGAAGCCAUCGAGGAGAGCGUCGCUUCCGGGAGCGACGAGCUGCUCUGA
This is a messenger RNA of Diaporthe citri, 975 nucleotides long. RefSeq lists its product as uncharacterized. The transcript has 3 exons. Gene Ontology annotation, cellular component: RNA polymerase II transcription regulator complex. The coding region runs from base 1 to 975 and encodes 324 amino acids. NCBI's taxonomy places the organism in Eukaryota, Fungi, Ascomycota, Sordariomycetes, Diaporthales, Diaporthaceae. The record is from RefSeq and is a predicted model, not a curated record. Gene Ontology annotation, molecular function: DNA-binding transcription activator activity, RNA polymerase II-specific; transcription cis-regulatory region binding.